UAUUCUCAGUUUCAUUUCAUACGCACAUAAAUUUUGCUUCACAAAAACAAAAACACAAAAAAGAAAAGUUAAAAAACAAAAAACACCCUUUUUUUCUCAUCCCUUAACCUUUUUCUUUACGAAACGAUUCGUCGUGGUGACGAUCCGAUUCUCCGAUCGAAUCUCGUCCACCGACUGAGAGUCCGUCACCUGUCAAACCAGUCACACAGUCAUGAAUACCGAAUAUGACUACUUGUUCAAGCUUUUGCUGAUUGGAGAUUCUGGAGUUGGAAAAUCAUGUCUUCUUCUGAGAUUUGCUGAUGAUUCAUAUCUGGACAGUUACAUUAGCACCAUUGGUGUUGACUUUAAAAUACGCACUGUAGAGCAAGAUGGAAAGACCAUUAAACUUCAAAUUUGGGACACUGCUGGACAAGAGCGCUUCAGGACAAUCACUAGCAGUUACUACCGUGGGGCCCAUGGCAUUAUAAUAGUUUAUGACAUAACAGAUCAGGAGAGUUUCAACAACGUUAAACAAUGGUUGAAUGAAAUUGAUCGUUAUGCCAGUGAGAAUGUAAACAAACUUCUAGUCGGAAAUAAAUGCGACCUCACUGAUAAUAGAGCCGUUUCCUAUGAUACAGCUAAGGCAUUUGCGGAUGAAAUCGGCAUUCCAUUCAUGGAAACAAGUGCAAAAGAUUCUACUAAUGUGGAACAGGCAUUCAUGGCCAUGGCUGCUGACAUCAAGAACAGGUACUUUCCUUGUACAUUUGGCUUUAAAUUCUUCUGCAUUUUCAUUUUCAUUUUCAUUGUUUUUGGAAGAAUUUCUAGAUUGGACAAAACACAAAAAAUGAUUGUCAUAAUAGUUGUUUUCUUCUAUGAAGCACGGAUACUUCUACAAGGAGUCGUAUCCACAUCGUACCCAUAUCGGAUACAGACCUCGAGGAUACGUAUCAAAUACUUUCUAAACAUAUUCAAUACUUGUGUUAAUUUGAGAAGCGUCAGACUAUGAAGCACGGACACGGACACGGACACGAGACACGGCAAUUUCCAAAAAAUGGGGAUACGGACAUGGACAUGGCGGGGGACACGGCAAAUUUUAUUUUAUUUAUUUUAUAUAUUUUUAUGUGUUAUGUAGAUUCAUAUUACAUUCAUUUUAAAUUAAAAUUAACAAACACUAACAUAGUAACAUUAAUUGAAUAA
Molecule: messenger RNA, 1176 nt
Organism: Camellia sinensis
Lineage: Eukaryota; Viridiplantae; Streptophyta; Magnoliopsida; Ericales; Theaceae
Source: RefSeq, a predicted model, not a curated record